GAAGCGGCGGUGACAGGCCGUCGGUGCCGGGGCAGAGCAGCCUCGCCGGGCCGGGCCUCCCGUGCGUGUGGGUGGGGGCCGGGCUGAGGGGACCCGCCCGAGCCCCGACGCCGCCGCCGUUUGGGGCCGUUGGUUUGGGACUUUAACGGAUUCCUCUCCGGGAGAUGCGAUUUUUAACGUGUUGUAACAGGUUCUGCCAGGCCUUGAGCGCUUUAAUGGCACUAGAAAUGCAGUAAACCAGUGGGUGAGGCUCAGAAUUAAGUCUCAGCUUUUGGAAGCUUUAGACAGGAGUGUCAGUGUAUUAAACGCUGGAGGUCGUGGCUUUCCAAAGGACCUGGAUAUUUCAGGGCUGUAGAGCAGAAAAAUGUUUGCCAAAUUGAAGAAGAAGAUCGCAGAGGAGGCAGCGGUGGCUCCCAGGCCCGGAGGAGCCGCCCGCAUCCCCAGGUCUGUCAGUAAGGAAUCGAUCACGUCUGUGGGAGCAGACUCCGGAGACGACUUUGCUUCUGAUGGAAGCAGCUCCAGAGAGGAUCUUUCAUCCCAAUUGUUGAGAAGAAAUGAACAAAUAAGAAAACUGGAGGUGAAGCUGUCUGAUUAUGCUGAUCAGAUCCGAAAUCUGCAGAAGAUAAAAGAGAAGCUUGAAAAUGCAUUAGAAAAGCAUCAGGAUUCCUCCAUGAGGAAGUUUCAGGAGCAGAAUGAAGCUCAUCAGGCCAGUCGAGCCAAGAUGGCUGAAGGAAUGGCUUUGGCCUUGGAAAAAAAGGAUAAGGAGUGGAUGGAAAAACUUGGUCAGGUUGAAAAGGAAAAAAAAAUGCUUCAAACACAGUUACAAGAAAUGAGGGAGCAGAGUUUGAACCUUUUCCAAAAACGAGAUGAAAUCGAUGAACUGGAGGGCUUUCAGCAGCAGGAAAUUGCCAAAGUUAAACACAUGCUUUUGAAAAAGGAAGAAUCUCUGAGCAGAACAGAACAGGAGCUCGAGGCACAUGCUCAAGAACUGACGCGUGCCCAGGCGGAGCUGCAGGAGGCGAGGAGCGAGUCCUCGGGCCUGAGGAAGGAUCUCCAGGACUUGCAGCAGCAGUUCCUGGAGCUGGAGGCUCGGAGAGAUGAACUAAUGACAGCUGAGACAAAUGCAGAAAAUAAGAUCACUGCUCUGGAGUUAAGAGAACAGGAGCUACAAACUGUCAUUCAGCAGCUUUCUGUAGACUUGCAAAAUGCUCGAGUGGCUGGUUCUGGUUGUGAGAAGAGACUGGAAAUGUUACAAGUGGAGCAUGAAUCUCUGAAGGUGGAAUAUGAGCAACAGAAGCAAAAGAUGACUUUUGAAUUUGCUGAGAAAGAUAAAUUUACUGAACAGCUGCAGGAAAAGGUGUCUUCCCUGGAAAAAAAGCUAGAGAGAAAUCUCUCAGGAGAUGAACACGUGCGGGAGCUGCUCAAAGAGAAAGCUGCUCUUGAGCAGAGGCUGGAGGAGAGCAGGCAGCAGGUACUGACAGACAGGACACGGCACAGCGAGGCUGUGAACCGGUUGGAAACACAGAAUAAAGAACUGGAAGAGAAACUACAGAUUGCAACAGAAACAUUGAAAAAGAGCAAAGAAGUAGCUGCUGACCGGGAUCUGAAGAUCCAGAAGCUACAAACUGAUCUAGAGGAUGAAAGAAAUCAACUGCAGCAACAGAUUUUAAGUGAGAAACAUCAGUAUGAUCAGAAAGUUACUGGGCUGGAGUCUCAGAUUGGUGCUCUUGAAAAGGCUUGGGAAUUGGAUAAAACAACAACUCAGCACAGGAUUAGCCAAUUGGAAAAGGAAAAUGAAAACCUCAAGAGAAGCAAAGAAGAGUAUGAGAGUUCUUUAAAACAACAGGAGUCUGAACUGAACAGGCUAAAGAAUGAGAUGAGCAGCAGAGAAACUGUCAGUGUGGAAAUUGCCAAAGCACUGGAGGAAACACGGAAACAGAGAGAGGAAUUGCAACAGCAGGUUUCACAUCUGAAUGUCCUAAUAAAGGAGAAAGACCAGCUGAUUGAUGAAAAAUGUGAUCUGCUGCUAAAACAAAAGGAAAAACUGAACCAACUCAGUCAAGACCAUGAAGCUGCCUUGCUGCAGGUGCAUCAGUUACAGUUGGACAUAGAAGCAAGUCAGAGCCAAGCAGUGGAGAAAGAGGAAACAGCAAGAAAAGAAAUUGAUGAGCUGAAGCUGCAGGUACAGGAGUGCCUGUUGGCCAGAGAGCAUGAGAAAAAUGUGAGUGCAGUUGGAAAUCCAUCCUGUCAGACUUCCCAGGAAAAGAGGGAGGUUUUAGAAAUGGAGGAGUCAACGAGGGUCUUGAACAAUGAGCAUUUCCCUUCUCCAGAAAACUCUGUGGUAGAACAGAACGGAGAGGUGGCAGCUGCAGAUGUCAUUCAACUUCAGAAGGAUAACAGAGAGCUGGAACAGCAAAUUGCUGAGAAAAACAAGAUGAUAAAGCAGCUUCAGCAAAGAAUGACAGAACUCAAGAAAACUCUCCAGAAAGAGCUGAAAAUAAGGCCUGAGAGUGAGGUACCUGAGCUACGUGCAAAUUCUGAAGUGCCUAAUGCUUCUGUGACUGUCACCAACAACUCUGACUUGAACGACUCAAGGGAGAUAAACUUCGAGUACCUUAAACACGUUGUACUAAAGUUCAUGUCCUGCAGGGAAUCUGAGGCAUUCCAUCUCAUUAAAGCUGUGUCUGUGUUACUGAAUUUUUCACAAGAGGAAGAAAACAUGCUCAAAGAAACUCUGGAGUACAAGAUGUCCUGGUUUGGGUCAAAGCCAUCUCCCAAAGGCAGCAUCCGGCCCUCUAUCUCAAGCCCAAGGACUCUGUGGCCUUAAGGGAACCUGAAGGUGGCAGGCAGUAUCCAGGCACUUCUUUCUGUGAAAAGAAUGCUGAACACACUGCUCCAGGUGUGUCUUAAUCACUGUCAUUGCAGUAUUUUGUACAAGAACUUCUGGCUCUGUUUACAAAACUAAUACUGUGCAAGGAGACAUUUUCACUACAGACUGGAACAGCUCUGGGCUGGAGUCGGGGACCACCUCGGUGUCUGUGAUGGGAGAGCAGCUCCUUGUGCUCAUCACUCCUGGGUUCCUGGCACCAGAGGGUUCUGAGGACCUUGCUGACAGCAGUGCUGCCAGCUCUGUCUCUUGGGGUGGUGAUUCCAGCUGCUGUUCCAGGGUGCUGGAGUCCAGUGACUCUGGGCACAGAAAAGCUGCUUGUCUGGCUGUGGGAAGCCAGCAAUGAAAAAUGUGUUGGCAGAACAGUGUUGAGAGUAGGAUGGUUUGCAAAGCCUUUCACAGGACAGGAGCAGGAGCUUUAACCAAAAAAGAACUCUGCCUUGCCUUCUAAUACUGACAUAACUAAUGGUUGGCAUUUUUUCAUAUCACUGUGUAAUUUAAGGUGCAUUUAUCCUGGCCUGCAGUCCUCAAGGCUGCAUGUUGAUGAUUAUUUAAUUUGAGAGCACAACUUUAGAGUUGUCUGAUUUUACUUUUCUUAAAGAAAAAUAAUAUUUAAAAUGGUCUUAAUUAUAGUACCUAAUCCUCAGUCGCCUUUAAAACUAAUCCAUUAGCCUGUUCCAUGGGUUGUUAGCAGUGGGAAAAGGGGUAGGAAACCAUUUUAAAUUUUUAAAGGUGAGUUCCAGCUAUUGUAAAUCCACACUGAAAAAUACCUUUUAUUUAAAAAAAAUAACAAUCUAGUGACAAAGGGUGAAGAAUGCUGGUACUAAACACUUUGAUUUGUUUUGAUUUGUUUUAGCAACAAAUCCUCAUAACCAGGAUGUGUCUCUUUGGUUGUGGUUUUCUGUACUUCAAAUACUGAUGCUUAAAAACUGUUACAAAUAUGUUAGCUGUGUCCUGACUAUUAUGGUAAAAGAAAUGCUGCUCAUGAGGGGUUUGAGGGUAAAAUUCAACUCUUAGUGAACAAAUUGUGGUUCCAGCAGCUUGUUUUCCUAGUACAGUAAGGAAAGGGGACCAAGGUGGCACUUCCUCCCUGGAAGCACAGUUUUGCCCAGUUAUUAACACCACUGCAAAAUCUGAAUCCCAAUGGGAAGCAGCACUAAGUCUGACUUCUGAAAACUGAGACCUGUUUCCAAAAAUCUACACGUGUAUGGAAUUCAGCUGCAGUUCUGGGAAUUCUCUUACAAGGAAGUUCAUACUUCUGUUAAAUAUACUGAGGAUAAUUCAAGCUUUCUCCAAUGGAGAUCCAGCAGGAGGUGGAUGUGCUGAUGCAGAGGAUCCAGACCCUGCUGGUCUCCCAGACAGCUGCACCCCAGACAUGGUACCCCAGGAGCUGUCACUGGGCACAGGUGAUGCUCCUCAGCUUAGAGCCAGGUUGGAUUUGUCUGAAGUUAAGAAAACCAACAGAAUUUUUUGGUACACUAAAGCUUGUCCAAACAGUCCAGUAACCAGAUUCAUGGCACUUCCAGACAGGAUAGAGCAUGGAAGGGUUCAGCCCUGCUCUACUGUAAAAAAAGACAAUCAAAAAGUGCAUUUAUUUAAGUUGUUUUUUUACUGAGAUACAGCAGGGUGGAAUAACCCUGUUGGUUCUGGGAAGAUUUUAUUCUCUGAGAUCUUUUCCUUUCUAAUGUCCCUUUACCCUGCUCUGUUUCUGUGGGACCAGGGGUCAGGACUCCCUCACUCCCACUGCUCCCUGUUGAAUUGGGUUUAUGCUGAUCCUGGCUUCAGAGGUUACUGCUGAACAGUAAGAGAAGCAGGACAGGCAGCCUGGAACUGAGUGACCUGAAAUCGUAGGUUAUAUAUUCACUAACUUCAGUUUCAGAUCCCAAAGCUCACACAGGAUCAAUUUACCAUAAACUAGUUCUUAAGUGUUGAGUUUUCAUUAGGUAUCAGAGCAAGACUGGUGUGUAUACAUGUAUUAAAAAGCUAAUGCACUUUCCCUUGUCUCAGAACAGUGGUUAUACAUAAUCUUUUCUAUCACCAUUGGAUUUCUUUCCUUCUGUGCUGUAAAUAUGGAUUGUAUGAUGAAACACUAUGAAAUUUGUGGUGCAAUACAUUUUGGAUCAAACCCCUAA
This is a messenger RNA of Parus major (Great Tit), 5019 nucleotides long. RefSeq names its product golgin A1 (gene GOLGA1). The record is from RefSeq and is a predicted model, not a curated record. Gene Ontology annotation, cellular component: Golgi apparatus. The transcript has 23 exons. NCBI's taxonomy places the organism in Eukaryota, Metazoa, Chordata, Aves, Passeriformes, Paridae. The coding region runs from base 365 to 2827 and encodes 820 amino acids.